UUUGUAUGCAGUUAUUAAUGUAACCGUUAUUGGUGAACUUUAUAAUAGUUCAACAUCACUACCACGGUCUUGCUGGCCUUAAUAGUUCUUGAAAUUAAUUGCCUGUCUUUGGCUUUUCACCAGCUUUCCCAUCCUGGUACCGAGUAACAGUUAAUUGAAGGUCUUGGCCCAGCUGCACAAUGUUUUGCUAACGGUUGGAACUUCAAUAAACUUUCAGCCACAACACCUGAUAAGAAUGAAGAGUUACAUCACCUGCUUUAGUUAAUUGGCACUAAGUUGUGAUUGGUUUAUUAAGAUCACCUGAUGUACAAUUUCCCUAUAUCUGCCUUUCCAUAUUGUAAAAGAGGCACCCCCUUUUCCCGCUCUCCCCCUCCCUUUUUUCCUCCCAAUAUGCAAUGCUACCUCACGCUGACUAGAAGCUGUCUAUUGAGUUAUGAGAGCUGAUUCAUUUUUCCUUUCACCUGCUAAGCAAUGGAGAAGUUUUACAUUUUGAUUUUAGUAGGUUCAGUGAUUUUGUCUCUGCUUGCUUUUAUUCAAUUGAUUGUAUGCAUAGUAUGCCAUCUGACUAUCGUUUGUUGAAUGAUGCUAAGUUCAAUAAACUUUAAGAACUUGUUUUAAAGAAACAGUCUCCUUUUUCUGAGCUGUGUGAAUGUUCAAAAUCCUAACCCACGUUUGAGGAGAGUAGGUCACUCUUCCUCUACAUGGUUGGCAGCGGGUGGAUUUUGAAACACGCUCAGUAUUUUGAUUUUUUUUUGAUUGGCAAGCAGAGACCUGAUAGACAGCUCUAGCAUGGAAGAUCAAGGUUUUGCUUCGGAUGAACCAGUGAUUGGACCUCGCCUCGGACGGGUAGCUGAGUUACAGGUCACACUGGAGAAUUCCAGGAGAAGCGUGGAUAUUACAUCAGCCGAGCCUGGAGUAAGCAGCAGAAUGGCAGCCCAGAGGUCUGGAGCCGAAGAACAGCUGUUGGAUGGCGCAGGGCUGGAUGAGGACGACCCAGGGAUGCCAGUGAUGCGUUCCAGAGAGUUAUCCGGAGCCAGUGCAACCAGACGAGACAGUUUGGAGACAGAUGACUCCUCAGUACCGACCAGCACAGAAGGGUGGAUGAAAAUGAUGCAAGCAUUUAUGCGUGCUCAAGAAACCACCAUGCAGUUGCUAAUACAAGAUCGACGCAGAGAUCCAUCUGCGGCCUGGCAGAAAAGGCAAUUCCCGCGCUACCAGCAGGGUGAGUCUGUGGAGAGUUUUUUAGCCCUGUUUGAAGCUGCCCUAAGAGAGAAUAGAGUUCCUGAGAAGGACUAUGUGCAGGCCCUAUGGCCGUGCAUAUCUGGAGAUUUGGCCCAAUUGCUGGGGGAACUCACUCUUGGGGAGGAAGCGAGUUUUGAAAAUUUUAAGAGGCAAGCACUAGCCAGAUUUGGGAAGACAGAGGGUCAGCUGAGAGAAGAAUUGAGGAAAGCCUUCCCAAAGAAUAAAGAGACUUAUGUCGCCUUUAUGGCUAGGCUGAAGCUUACAGUUCAGCAAUGGUUCAGAUCUGCGAAUGUAGAGACUGUGGAGGAAGCUGGCCAUUUGAUUGCUCGAGAUCAAUUCUUCCAAAUCCUCCCUGGAGAUAUCUCGGCUAUGGUCCAAGCAAGAGAAACCUUUGAUUUAUCUGAAUUAGCUGCCUUUGCCGAUCAGAUGGCUACCAUCAAGAAUAAGGAGAAAAAAGCUCUGAAUUUUUUCACCGGGAAAAAGGAGCAGUUUGGAAUUAACCCCAGAGAUGUGAGUUCAGCUGGCAAGGAGGGAGUUAAGGCUCCGUUCCAGAGAAAAGAAACUCCAGCAAAGCCUAGCAAGCCGGUCGAAGCCUCUACGCCCAAGAGCGUUACAUGUUUUUCCUGCGGGAAAAGAGGCCACUAUAAAAACCAGUGUAUGGAGUCGAAAAAAGAAGCAAAGGUCCAAGUAGUUGGAGGCGACCGAGUCCUCAUGCACACUGAAGAUUGGGAAGGAAGCAGCGGAUCACCCAGUAGCUCCGUGCAUUCCAGUGAGGAGGAAGAGCCGGUUACUACUAUGAUCAAGCAUUCCAAAAAGCCGUGGCCUGACCCUGAACUGUUGGCUCGGAGACGUGCCGGCAACGAGAGAGAAACUCGGCCUACUGACUCAAACCCGAUGCUUUCCCAUCCUGGUACCGAAAGUAACAGUUAAUUGGAAUGUCUUUGGCCCAGCUGCA
Molecule: messenger RNA, 2197 nt
Organism: Sphaerodactylus townsendi
Lineage: Eukaryota; Metazoa; Chordata; Lepidosauria; Squamata; Sphaerodactylidae
Exons: 2
Coding region: 790-2172 (460 amino acids)
Molecular function (GO): nucleic acid binding; zinc ion binding
Source: RefSeq, a predicted model, not a curated record